UUCUCUUCAUCAGCUUUACAAAUCUCAAAGGCAAAAAAACACUCAAAUCUUUUUCUCUAUUUUACUCUUCUAAGCUUUUUGUUUGUUCAGCGAAAUGGAUGCUACUAAGACACCCAAAGGUGCCGGAGGAAGAAAGGGUGGCCCAAGGAAGAAGGGUGUAACCAGAUCAGUGAAAGCUGGUCUUCAGUUUCCAGUUGGUCGUAUUGCUCGUUAUUUGAAAAAUGGUCGCUAUGCUCAGCGUGUUGGAUCUGGUGCUCCUAUUUACCUCGCUGCCGUCCUUGAAUACCUUGCUGCUGAGGUGUUGGAGUUGGCUGGAAAUGCGGCUAGAGACAACAAGAAGACUAGGAUUAUUCCAAGGCAUUUGCUGUUGGCAGUGAGGAAUGAUGAAGAGCUGGGAAAGUUGUUGGCUGGUGUUACUAUUGCAAGUGGAGGUGUUCUGCCCAACAUUAACCCAGUUCUGUUGCCCAAGAAAUCUACUGCUUCUGAGGAGAAGGCGUCGACACCAAAGGCCAAAAAGUCACCAAAGAAGGCUUAAGGGAUUGGAUUUUAGGGGGUUUAUGUUUGGGUUAAAUAUGCAGUAAGCUUUUGCUUAGUUUUAAUGGUUACUUUUAGGAUCUAGGGUUCUGUUAUGAUUUGGUAACUUUGGUGUAAUGUGCUUUUGGAAAUAUAAUAGAAAGCAUCUCAUUUUCUAUCA
Capsicum annuum is the source of this 694-nucleotide messenger RNA. Its product is annotated as histone H2A.1. The transcript has 2 exons. NCBI's taxonomy places the organism in Eukaryota, Viridiplantae, Streptophyta, Magnoliopsida, Solanales, Solanaceae. Gene Ontology annotation, molecular function: structural constituent of chromatin; protein heterodimerization activity; DNA binding. The record is from RefSeq and is a predicted model, not a curated record. Gene Ontology annotation, cellular component: nucleosome. Bases 95 to 535 code for a protein of 146 amino acids.